AAAAUGUAGGAAUAGAAAGAACUCUUACUGCAACUUUUGUCAAUUCAGGUGACACAGCUCCAAAAUUACCUUUCCACCAGGAUUGUAAAGCAGCUAAAAAUACACAAGCUCCACCUAGCAGAUAA
Molecule: messenger RNA, 125 nt
Organism: Entrophospora candida
Lineage: Eukaryota; Fungi; Glomeromycota; Glomeromycetes; Entrophosporales; Entrophosporaceae
Source: the annotation of a GenBank genome assembly